Messenger RNA from Populus nigra (black poplar), 1230 nucleotides. RefSeq lists its product as uncharacterized. The transcript has 2 exons. Bases 454 to 993 code for a protein of 179 amino acids. Lineage: Eukaryota; Viridiplantae; Streptophyta; Magnoliopsida; Malpighiales; Salicaceae. The record is from RefSeq and is a predicted model, not a curated record.
AAUAUUUCUUCCAUGGAAAUGUCGAGCAUGCAAAUGGGCAAAGAGGUAUAAGGAAUUAGACAAAGAAAAUAUAAAAAGAGAUCGCAACGCAGGUCCCACGCGUUUCAUUGUAAACAGAAAAAGGUGGCAAAGAUUUGAUAUUGGCUAGCAUUCUCCGGUCUGGCAACAGCGAUCCCUCUGUCUAUUUCAGCCUUGCCAGCCCACUAUCCUUUCAGUUCUUCUCCACUAGCUAGUUAGCUAGCACAUCCUCAGUAUAACUACUUGCUACUGUGAUAGUAACACUCAGUUUCAACAACACUGCUGCUGUUAAUGCUGUCUUAAGAGCAUUUUGAAUCUUGACGACGCAGCUUAGAUCGACAACCUCCAUGAUUGAAUAUGUCAGUGUUUAGCAGGGAUUAAAUUACACAAGGUGCGGAUGCAACCAGAGUCUAAGACAGCAUAUAAAUAAUAAAAAUGAACAGCUUAGACGGGAUCACAAUGACGGGGUGGAAGAAUCUAAAGCAACGGCUGUCAUUCAAGGGCCUUGGUGGUUGCUGCGGGAGCACAAGCUGGAGUUCCAGAAGUGAAACUCCAACCAUGCCCUUCAUCGAUAUGGAGGAGGAAGAAGAAGAGAGUGCCAUUAUGCAGAACCAAGCACAAGGAGGAGGGUUUGCUGCAGCCCCAGGUGCAGGGAUGAAUCUGGCAAUGGCAUUAGCUGCUGAGCGCAAUUCACGGGCUUCAAACGUCAAGACAUUGAUGAGAUUGAUUGAAGAAACGGACGGUGUUGAUUGGAGGACGAAGAACAAGACUAGUAAAAGUAGGAGGGACAAAGAACAGGAACAGGGACCAGAGAAUGAUUGGGUGUGCUGCGUGUGCAUGGAGAGAAAGAAAGGCGCGGCUUUUAUUCCAUGUGGACACGCCUUUUGUAGGGUUUGUUCAAGAGAAAUGUGGGUCAAUCGAGGGUCUUGCCCCAUCUGCAACCGUUCAAUUCUCGACAUCCUUGAUAUCUUUUAGUGUUAAUGAUCAGAGAAGACUCUUUCAGGGCUUGAUUUCAGGUUUGAGUCUUAUCAUUAAUCAAUCCCAUAUUAAUGUUUAAUUAAUCUUAAUUAAUUAAAUAAGAGUUCUAAACUUCGACUCAAUGUAGAUGUAGCAAUAGCAUCUUUCCUAAGAUUUUGGAUAUUCUAAAAGACAUAUUGCUCUCUUAUGCAUCUCACGAUGUUGUUUGUUUAUUAGAAAUUAUUUUUUUUAAAA